UCUGCCUCUGGGAACCCCUUUGCUGAUGUUCUCAAAUGUGAUACUAGCUGUGCCUCAAGUUGCUUGGAGAUACUGCAAAGUACAGAGCUGAAAGGCUGGAUAUGUGGAAAGUCACGACUUUUCUUUAAAUAUUGGCAUCAGGAACAGCUGGCAAAAUGUGUGGAGCGACUGGAAAGAGCAGCAGUUGUCAUACAGAAAGUUUAUAGGGGAUUCAGAUGCAAGAAGAGUUACGUAAAAUUGGUGGCUGAGCUGAGAGCUCAAGCACAGAGUCUGCAGAAUUUGGCAGAGAAAGAAAGAACACGGCAGCUGGCCCUGGAAGCAGAGGCCCAGAAAAGAAGCCACUUUCCAGUUCCCACGCCACGGAAGAGGCACCCUCAGCCUAAUCCCCAUCCUUCCGAUAAGUCACAACAGCUACCAGUGCCACGGCCACGCAGCAAACUAAAAGAGUCCACUCCUUUUGAUAACUUCUUGGACCCUUCUGUACCUCACCCUGUUCUGGGAACAGAGGAACAUGCUGGAGAAGAAGCAGAAAUGAGGAAAAUCAGGAGAGGAGCAACUCUCCGCUGGUUCAGAGAGACACAGGCUGAGAAGGUCGUGCAGGAUGAUGGGGCCUUUCCAAGCUGGCUGUAUGGGAUGAUCAGCAGGAGGGAAGCUGAAAACUUGCUGCAUGACAAGCCUUUGGGUUGCUUCCUUGUUCGGAUUAGCCAGAGCCAACCAGGCUACAUCUUGACAUACAGGGGCCAAGGCCGCUGCAGACACUACAUGAUCCAGGUGCAGCCCAACGCACGCUACGUCAUCCUGGGGGAGCACCAGGCUCAUGCCUCGCUCACCGCACUGGUUCGGUACCACCAGACCGUGGGCAUCCAGCCCUUCAUGGAGAUACUGACUGUUCCCUGUGGGCAGAAAAGUAGUAAGAAUUUGGAUUACGAAAAUCUGGAGUACCCCAUGCUGAGUUCACCACCAGGCAAAGCAGAGACCCUUCCACAGAAGCAGUCCUGUCCCUUCAUGCCUUCCAUCAGCAAACCUACUCUGCCGUGUCUCAGAAGGAGCAAGAAUUUCCAAAACCAACAGACCCCAGACAAGAGUAGGACAAAUCCAAGCUCUAGAGAGACCAGACAACAAGCCUCCCCUCGUCUCCGCUCUUCCAUACGACUGGCGAUGCAGGAAAUCCAGCAGGUGAGCCAUAUCCUCUGCCAAGCCAUGGCCCCUCUGGGACAUGUGGAGCUGCCCUGCCCAGGGGAGAUAGGAGGCUUCCACAAGUAGCACUUGGUUUCUUAGCUCCUGGGUGAUGGGUUUGGGUUUGGUGGUCUUGGCAUCAAGACUGUAUUCUUUGGAAGUGCCAUCCGGGGGGGAGACCCUGAGAGGGGCUCAUUGAGAUGCCCAAAGAAAAGUCCAAGGCAGAAGGGCUGUGAUGUGACCAGUGUCCCAGGCACUGCUCCCCUAAUGCUGUCCCUCUUCUUCUCACUGCAGUUCAAUUCCUAUUCCAUGAACAUCUCUGAACAGGGGCACUCAAGCCGUCACCGCUGAGGAUGCGUAGCCCAAAUGACUCGGUAAGGAGGAGGCACAAGGGCAAACAGCAAUUGCAGCUCCCUGGGAAAUGGAGGAGCAAAGGGGCUCUUCCCUUCAUGCUCCACCUGGAACAUCUCUUGGCCACAAGCUACAUAGAAAUAGAGCAGGAGAAACAGAGAGCAGCAGCCAGCUUCCAUCCCGGGACUGCAAAGAGACCAGGAAAACUGGGAAAAAUUAGCUGAGGUUUGGGUUCCCAGCAGCUCUGGUGCACAGAGUGCCUGCAGUACAAUGGCAAGGCUGCUGGAGGGAGCUCACAGUUUGUUGGAGGCCUGGGGCUGGAAGGACUAGAACUAUUGGAAUGCCUGUCUGCAUGCCAUGGUUGUCAGCUGCAGUGGUUUAGUGUGGUGGAGGGAGGUGCUGGGGGAUAGCAGGGGCGGUGAGCUGAAGGCAAGACUCAAAACAUUGGAAAAGGCAGUGACUUUUAUUGCUGUGAAGAGGAUUUUAAACAAGGUCUCAGCAGCUGGAAGCACAGCUGGUUACUGAGACUGUGGUCCACUGGGUGGGUUAUAGGAAUCUACAGAGUGGGCCAGGAAGGGCCUUUUGGCAGACCUUGUGAUGUCUGAAGCAUCUAGUGGAUGUGCAGCUCUCCAGUGGGUAAAUCCCUGUCCCACUCAGUUGCUGAAGGCAGGUGGAAGCUGUAGUGGGAUAAUCUCUGGAUAUAUGUCAGCUGGGAGUGGAGAAGACCAUGUUUUUGGCUGCUGACCCACCACAGGGCUUCCAGCCUUGCACCAGGAUUGCCGAGCUUCCUGCAUGGUUCCACUCCCACUUGGAUUUCAUGCUGUAGCAAAGCUUUUUAGCUGGGGCCUGUCUUGUCUUUCUCUUGAUGGCUGAGAAAAUCCUUUCCCUGAAGUGUUUGACUCAAUUGCUUCAUUUCUCUACGUACCAUUCAUUGAUAUACCCAGGGGAUGCUCCCUGUGUCUGAGAUUAGGCAGAAGAAAGACAAAACAUGUGGGAACUGCAUAGACAACUUCCAGCACUGGGAUAGCUGAAUGAAACCCUCCUUUUAUGUCCUUCAAUGAGCUGUGUUUCUUGACUUUCUUGCAGGUCCAAGUGGCUCAGCCCUACCUUCUUCAAGUGCUGCUGGCCCUGGCCUAGUAGUGAAUGUACUAAUGUAUUCAGACACAGAGCUGCCUUUUUCCUUUUUUCUCUCUCUCUUUUUUUUUUUUUUUUCUUU
Messenger RNA from Pseudopipra pipra, 2743 nucleotides. RefSeq names its product hematopoietic SH2 domain-containing protein-like. Gene Ontology annotation, cellular component: cytoplasm. Lineage: Eukaryota; Metazoa; Chordata; Aves; Passeriformes; Pipridae. The transcript has 9 exons. Bases 532 to 1263 code for a protein of 243 amino acids. The record is from RefSeq and is a predicted model, not a curated record.